UUCUCAGUGCUAAUUCAGUGUAUCACAUGAAGUUGAUUAAAAAAUCAUUCAUCAAUUCUUCUAUGAAUGCUUCAAAUGAAAUUUCUGUUAAAUUUCUGUCGGGUUGAACAAACUUACAUUAUUAAAUGAAAACGAAAUUGUUUAUAAAAUAAUUUGAACGUAGAUUCGAAUAUUCUAGCCGGAAGUGCGAGUACGGGGCUACCCCAGCAAGAGAUUUGAACGCGAAGUUAAGCGGGAAUCUUACCCGUCGCCGUGUCGUCUAUCCGAGACUUCUUAAGAAUUUGAAACAACCGAAGGAGAUUUAAAUAUAAAACCUCGAACAAUAAAUUUGCAUAACAGAUUUUUAUAAAUAUACAAAUUCGUUCAGACGGAUUGCCAGAUACAAUUUACAUCAAAUCGUGAAUCUGAGAAGUUCCUAAUUUCUUCCAACUUCCACGUUUCAUGAAAUUAAUCCUGUUUUAUUCGGAUGAUCAGUCACAGUCGACCGCAAUUGAACGAUGAUUAUAGCCGACUCAUUAUCUCUAACGACGCACGACGCGUUCCAAUCACCGCGAUAUGCGAUUGAUUAGGCAUCGGUCGUCUGCCGAGGGAUCCGAUAUCUGGAGAUACCUUUGGGCGUCGGUGAUCACGGCGGCGGGUGGCAUCCGCGGACGGUAGAGUCUCGGGCGGUGUUCGUGUUUGUUCUUAGAGAGCAAGGAGGCAGGUAGAAGAAACGAAGAUUAUAGUGUCCGUUGAACUGUGAACAGUGACGUUCGAGACACGAAGAAAUUGUGCUGUGUCGUCGUUCUGUCGCAAGACACCAAAUUCAUUAGGAGAUACUUUGAGAAAGUGCAGUUGACAUUUUAAUUAAGCCAGUGUCUUCAAGAUUUUCACUUUCGUUUCGAUCUGAAUCAAGAAUUUGAUCAGACGCACAGGAGACCACCGCGUAGCGUCGGGCAGCGAUGCCAAGUUUGAGAGCGUGACCCCCGGUGAAACAGUCAAAGAAUCCUCGACCGGGGGACACGUGAGAAUAGGUAAAAGCGGUGAACCGAAUGGAAGGAUGUAUCAUCCGGCGUUCUGACUGCCUAUGGAUAUAUUCGGCCGUUGCAACGGCGGCGGUGGCGGAACCACGGUAUCCGGUAACGGCGGCGGAGGAGGAGCUGCCUCGGUGAGGGCUUCCAACAACAACGAGUCCAGCUGUGGAACGACCGGGACUGGUACAAGCGAGAGCGCCGGAACCAACGACAGGAUGCAGUUGACAGGAGCCUCGGCUCCUGGCGCUGCCGCCUCGCCGGAGUCGGGCGUAUCUCCUUUGACCGAUGCCUACACAAAGAUGACCAGCGACAUCCUCGCCGAGAGGACGCUGGGCGACUUCGUUAGCGAGCAUCCGGGAGAACUCGUACGAACAGGAUCACCACACCUAGUGUGCAGCGUCUUGCCAGCUCACUGGAGGUCGAACAAGACCUUGCCUGUCGCGUUCAAGGUGGUGGCCCUCGGGGAAGUCGGCGACGGCACUUUGGUCACCGUUCGUGCUGGUAACGACGAGAACUGUUGUGCUGAGCUGAGGAACUCGACCGCCCUUAUGAAGAACCAGGUGGCCAAGUUCAACGAUCUUAGGUUCGUCGGCCGAAGUGGUAGAGGGAAGAGCUUCACGUUGACGAUCACCGUGUCGACGACGCCGCCGCAGGUCGCGACCUACACCAAGGCUAUCAAAGUGACCGUCGACGGGCCGCGGGAACCGCGAUCCAAGACCAGUGAGUAUCACUUGUUGUCUCUUUUAGGGCAGCAGCAGCAGUUCCACGCGUUCGCGUUCGCAUCCCAAAGGGGUGGCCCAUUCUUCGCGUCGCCCUUAGUGGACCCCCUGCAGCCGUUGCCGAAUCCGCUUCAACCUUUGCCGAACCCGUUGCAACCGCGGGACCCGUUGUCCUCCUUCAGGCACGCAAUGCCCGGCAACUGUCAAAACAUGUCCCAGUUCGGUUUGACCGCGAGCAACUCGUGGGGAUACGGGAGCACGGCCGGUUACGCUGGUUACCUGCCCGGACCCUUGUCGUCGUGCGCGGCACAGGCCACCUUUCCACCCCCUCCGCCGCCUCCACCGCCGCCACCUCCGCCGACCUCGUCGUUGGCGUCGUUCGCGGGCACCGCGUCCAUGAACACGCCGACGGCGCCCGACUCCACCGCGGGAUCCACCGUCACCACCGCUGGUACCGGUGCUGCGGCCGCCGCACAGCCGGACGCCUUCUCCGCUGUCUCAUCUUUGGUGCCGGACUCGACGACGACGGGUCAGUCGGACCCCCUGGACCCCCUCGGCAGUCUGAUGACCGGAACGCCUAGCCAGAGGUACCAGGAGUACGUGUCGCCAAGGUCUCUGUCGACGGACUCGAGCACCACGGAGAGUCCAGUGCACGAGGAGCAAGGGUUCGGGCAGAACUACGGCAACUACUUCCCAACUCCAGGCGUCCUGCCGAGCAUCCUCUAUUCCCAGUUGUACGGGAACCAGUUCCAGAACUCGGAGAGUCCCGAGCAGAGAGCGGUGGCCGACAGCUGCAGCGUGAGACAGGAGGAGGUCAGACCGGACAACAACGUCUGGAGGCCGUACUAAGGAAGAUAGUGUGAAGGACAGUUGAGAAGUCGUGCGAGGCCUCAAUGAUUUGUAGCAAUUUACGUGGACGAUGAGUAUAUCGAGACGAGCAAACUGUGAUCGGUGGAGGAGACAAGGUGUUUAUUUGGGGCUCGAACAGCCGGAAACUGGCUACUAGUGGGCAUUAAAAAUGAAAACAGUCCUGUGCGUGUUCGAGGCGAACAUCGGACAGACGAGUUCUCCCUCUUUCCUUGAUACGAUUUUUAGUUACUUUUCAUUUCACUGGUUGUGUGUCAACGAAUCUCUGCGGAGGAUUGAUUUGUAAUAUGUUUGACGGAUGGGAAGAAGGACUUAGCCGAGUGAGCGAGUGGAGGUGAUGCCGCUGCUGGCUACCCGUGGUGAUGGUGACGAUGAUCAUGAUGUAUGUAUAUAGAACGUUGUAUAUAGAUAGAAACAUUGUCGUUUCAUCGAGUCAUUCAUCACUGUCGACGGUCUGCGCGUUGCAUGGGGUUCCUGGUCGAAUCUUUGAACACUUGAUCGUACAAUCUACUGGUCUUGGUUUCAUUAUAUUACUGAUGGAUUUCAUUCUCGUGCAAUUUUCAAAUCAGUAUUAAUUUUAACUGCAAUUGUCAGGUUUACGAUUUACAGUUUUAUUUAAAAUUAAUACAUUGAAAUCCAUAAUUUACUUUUUAAAGAGUUUAUCAGAUUUAAAUCAUGUGGCAUCUCAUCUCCAAGACGACUGAGUGCCAUUCUGAAGCUCGACUUUUAUUUAAAGUUACUAAAUCAAAAUUCACUUUUGAUUUUUGAAGAUUCUAUGGAAUUUUUUAAAUCAUGUAGCAUCUCGUUUCCAAAACGAAUAGCUCUCGUUCUGAAAUUCGACCGGGCGAUCAACCCAGUUUUGAUUCCUCUCACUUAAGUUUCAAAUACUAUAAUAACGAUUCGAUCGAAUUGAUUGCGGGCUCGUGUGCAAUAUUGCCAAUUGUGAUUCAUAAUCGACUAAGAUAAAUUGAAUAGAAUUUGCCAGGUCGAGACGAUGAAAAAUAGAAUCGAAUUAUGCGGAAAGCUUCUCGCGAGGAAAUCAAACAAGGCUCGUCGCUUUCACAUCGAAGUUAAUCGAUUAAGUAUCGGUGACGAUUUUAUCUGUUCCUUUUUUUCUUCCAUUUCUUCACACCGACGACGGCUAACACUGUUCACUGUGCGCCAAACCCCUUUUAAAAAAGGAUGAUUUCAGAUAUACAUAUCUACCGACCUAUUGUUAUCGUAGUUUUUGACCGAGUCGAAAUAAAAAGUGUAUUUCAAAAUA
This is a messenger RNA of Ceratina calcarata, 3863 nucleotides long. RefSeq names its product runt-related transcription factor 1. Gene Ontology annotation, biological process: regulation of DNA-templated transcription. The record is from RefSeq and is a predicted model, not a curated record. NCBI's taxonomy places the organism in Eukaryota, Metazoa, Arthropoda, Insecta, Hymenoptera, Apidae. The coding region runs from base 1067 to 2581 and encodes 504 amino acids. Gene Ontology annotation, molecular function: RNA polymerase II cis-regulatory region sequence-specific DNA binding; DNA-binding transcription factor activity, RNA polymerase II-specific; ATP binding. Gene Ontology annotation, cellular component: nucleus. The transcript is spliced from 7 exons.